Messenger RNA from Mytilus californianus (California mussel), 3443 nucleotides. RefSeq lists its product as uncharacterized. Gene Ontology annotation, cellular component: membrane. Lineage: Eukaryota; Metazoa; Mollusca; Bivalvia; Mytilida; Mytilidae. The record is from RefSeq and is a predicted model, not a curated record. The transcript is spliced from 7 exons. Bases 1648 to 2844 code for a protein of 398 amino acids.
UAGUUAAUAAUCAUACGAGAUACAAUGUUUGAUAGAAGUGAUAAUGAUUUUCUAUAAACGUCCAAGACGUCCAUAUUAUUUAAAACAAAUACCUUAUUUGAAGAACUGAAAUGAUCGUUUUGAAGUUUAUAUGUCUGGUUUAUUUAUCAUUUUUAACGUUCGGGAAUAUAUUUGCAUUAACUCAAAGUCGUACAAUUAUUUUAUGUGAAGACGAGAAAAUAAACAUUUCUUGCGUCGAUGGAAACAUAUCUAUUGAAACGGUGAUCUUUCCACAACAACGCUCACAAUGCAGUACUUUUCGUUACUGUGACGACAAGGCGACAAAAAUACAGUCGAAAUGUAAUGGAAAGAAAUGGUGUGCAGUGGAAACAAACGCCUUCAUACAUGGCCAAUGUACCAAAGUUCCAAGGCAUAUUGAUUUGAAUUUUACUUGUUCUCACUUUGAUGUCUUCAGGAAUAGUUUAAUACGUACCUAUCGAAAACAAGAUAUAUGUGGUUCGGUAGAAAAUGUACAGUGCUAUUAUAUAAAUAGUGUCGUUACUCACUUUUACGCCGGCUUUUAUUACAACAAUCUUGUCUCGUGUGAAAAACCAGUGGACAAAAUAGAAAAAUGCGUAGUAAGUGACCUCAGAUCUGCGUGUAGUGAUGAAAUGAAGUGCGAUAACAGGAAAGUAACAAAUCAUUUCUGUUUCUUUAUGCCGUUCAGUAUAGAGAUAACGUACAGCUGUGUUCAAGGUAAUAUUGUUAUCUCGAUAUCAGAAAAGAACCUUUACAUGCAGCAAUUGGUACGAGGUCGCGGAAAUUUUAUAUAAAAGUCAAGAGAGUAGGAAUGUUCUUUAUAGUGAAGCGUCAAACGCCCUCAUUUCGCUACCAAUAACUAUUAGUAAAUCAAUGAUAGGUAGUAUGAAGUUGUAUAAGCAUUGACACAUCUCAUUUCGAUGGAGACUAUUUGGCCCUGUACACUGAGUCAUGGUCUAUCGACUUUUAAACUUUUGCACAGGUUACAUGUUAAAGUUUGUAAUAGGUCAGAUUAAGGAUAACCACUUAUAUAUAAGUUAAUGAUAUUUGGUGUGCAGUUUUAUAAGGUUUGGCACAUAUCAUUACAAUUGGGAAUGUUUGGUCCGGCCCCCUCAGUCAUGGUCUAGUAACUUUGAAACGUUUGCAGUUCACACGUGUAAGUUUGUGAUUAGUAACGUUUAUUCUACGAACACAACAAUCUUUUAGUCGUAUGAUUUAAUUAUCAAGUCGUCCAUAUUGUUCACUGUCUAAAAAACAUGAAAUUGUUUUUGGUGAUAUUGUUGUUUUAAUUUACGCUUUCAAUCUGAAAAAAGGGAUUCGUACUAUGAUAAAAUGUAUGAUGUGUAGAAUUUUUAUUAAUUCGUUUACUCAUAUCUAAAAAAAAAAGGUAUUUGAUUCGAAAAGUAAACCAUGUGUAUCAAUUCGAUGACGUUGAAAGGAAUAAUUAACUCAUCAAGCCGCCCUUAAAAGGUAUUUAUGAUUUUUAUGAGUAUAGCCCAAAAGACCUUUAUUUAAUAAAGUUUUAUUUUCUAUUGUUGAAUACUUGCAGAUGCAACAAAUCCUCCGAUUUAUUUGCAACCAAUUCCAGAAGAUCCAAUCUUCAAACCACUCACAAAUUGGACUCCUACCAUGCACAGAUCAUAUGAUGAAGAUACGAAGCAUCACUCAAAUGAUACCAAAUAUCGUUUUCAGGUUAAAUUAGACAAUGAUUGGAGAGUUUUGAUACACGAUCGGCAGCUAAAUAAAAGUUUUGUCCUAUGCUCAAAUAUGUGGACUGACAAGCACGCUACUAUUGUUUGCAGAGAGCUUAAUUUGUCAGACCUUGGAUUUGCUAUUACAGUAACAAGAAAGAGGGAAUAUAAACAACAACGUUUCUAUGUAAACUGUUCCGGUAAUGAAUCGACAUUGCUGCUUUGUUCAUUCAACAAAACAUCUCAGAGGUUUUGUGAAAACAGGGACUCGGCUGUUCGUUGUACAUCAUUCAACACAAAUCCUGUUACAUCAACUGAGGUAAUUUUGCCAACAGAUAUUCAUUCCAACACAACAGGAACAGCAAUUGGUUUAAUUUCGUCAAUAGUAUUCAUUGCUACUGUAGUGUUUGUUAUCAUCGCCAUUUACAGGAAAAGGAAAAAUUCAAAACAUAAUUCUGGAUCAAACAUAUCAGCACCAAUAAAUUACCAAAAUUUACACAGAAGUGAUGGUUUGAGUGAAGGUGUUCCGCCUUAUCAUUGGUAUAUAGAUGGAAAUGCUACAAACGGUUCAGAUUCUCCUCUUGCCGCAAAUGCUGAAACAGGAAAUACAUCAUAUCCCGUAAAUGUUCCUCAAAGGGAAAAUAUAUCUGUAGAUUAUUCACAUGGAAUGGAAAGAAAUGUGGGAAACAAUUACUUUCUUAUUGAACCUAAUGAAAUGGAAGCAACCAUGGACAAUAAUUAUUCAGACAUAGAUAAUCCUGCUGCAUCGUCUUCCAGUGGAUUGCAACAUAAUUCACUCAACCAAAAUGAUUAUUUUGUUCUUGACCCGAUUGAAACAGGACGCUCAAAUGAUGUAAAUAAUUAUUCAGAAAUAGAAGAGUCUUCACCAAUCACCUUAAAAGAAAAGAAUGCAGUUUCGAUAUCAAAUAAUUAUGGCCAUUAUGCUAUUUUAAAAGAAGGUGUGUAUGAUGAAACAAAUAAUCGACGUCACGUUAACCAAGAUGUCUAUAAUAUUUACGAUCGGUCGAUUGAUGAAGCCUAUGACAGUACGACAUUUGUGAGGAAUAAAACACUAGACAUAACAUACGACCAUUUAAAACAACCCAACAAUAAUAAUGAUAAAAUAAUUAAUUAAUGUAAUAACAGUUUGUAAGGUGCCUGAAGGGAGGAAAUUUGUAUUUUUUCUUUCGAAAAGAUGAUUAGCCCAAAUUGUGUUCAUGAGGUACCAGAAGACAAGUUAUAAAUAUAAAAAUAAGGAGAUAUGGUAUGAUAGCCAAUGAGACAAUUAGCCAUCAAAGACGAAAUGAUAAAUAUCUGAACAAUCACAGGUGACCGUUAACAAUGAGCAAAUCCCAUCCUGUAUAGUACAUGUAACACAAUAACGACCCCAGGAUGACAAAAUGGGGAUAUAAAUCAAAAGAGAAACCCGAACUUAUACUACAACAAUAAACGAGAAAUAAUUAUGGCAGACAUCAACCAACGACAUAAUAGAUUACAGGCUACUGUCUGGGGAGGAGAGGGGAUAAACAUUUUCACAACGUGUUAACUUUGCAUAUACUGGUAUCAUAUAUAACACUGUUUUUCUUUUAAUUGAUAAUUCGUCAAAGCACAAUAUAUAUGUCAGAACCAAUCAUACUAAGUUUAUGUUCCAACGUGUUCGAUAAUAUCUAAUGUUACAUGUCUCAGUGAACAUGGAAUUAAGUAAAAUACAGAGGUAAUAAUGUGUGUUUCAUA